This is a messenger RNA of Plasmodium fragile, 300 nucleotides long. RefSeq lists its product as uncharacterized. The transcript has 4 exons. The record is from RefSeq and is a predicted model, not a curated record. Bases 1 to 300 code for a protein of 99 amino acids. NCBI's taxonomy places the organism in Eukaryota, Apicomplexa, Aconoidasida, Haemosporida, Plasmodiidae. Gene Ontology annotation, biological process: P-body assembly; mRNA splicing, via spliceosome. Gene Ontology annotation, molecular function: RNA binding. Gene Ontology annotation, cellular component: P-body; precatalytic spliceosome; Lsm1-7-Pat1 complex.
AUGGAGAAAAUAGCCCUAAUACAAAGUAACUUGAGGAUGAAAAACAUACAUCCCCUGGACUAUAUUCGCUUGAACAUGGAGGAGGAGGUGUUUUUAAAAUGCAAAGGAGAUAGGGAAAUCAGAGGAAAAUUAGACGCAUACGAUAACCACUUGAAUAUGAUCCUGUCCAACGCCCACGAAACGUACAAGCAGAGCGUCAUCGAAAAUGAUGAGGAGACCAUAAAGAAAAUCGAAAGGAACCUCGACAUGGUUUUCGUUCGGGGGGAUUCCAUCAUCUUAGUGUCAUCGGCGACGAAGUAG